AUGGCAAAAAGGGGUCACAUUUUGAAGCAAGAAGGGGUCAAAUUUGGGAGCUUUGACAUCCUUACAGAUAAUGAUGUUCGUGAAGGUAUGAAGAAGUUCUCCAACUGGCCCACUGUUCCUCAACUCUACUGCAAAGGCGAGCUUCUUGGUGGAUGUGGUAUUGUUAUUGCUAUGCAUGACAGUGGUGAGUUGAAGGAUGUUUUUGAGGAGCACAAUAUUCCCCUCAAACCACAGGGUAGCAAAAAUGAAGAAGCAGGUCAGCCCGAGUCUGCAACUGAGAAGGGUGGUGCAGUUGUUGAACCAAUCGGGCUUACUGAUGCUCAGAAAGCUCGUUUGGAAAGCCUUAUUAAUUCCAGCCCAGUGAUGGUAUUCAUCAAAGAUGAUGAGGUUAGACAGGGGCUGAAAGUGCUCUCAAACUGGCCCAGUUACCCUCAACUGUACAUAAAAGGUGAGCUGGUUGGCGGCUCAGACAUAGUGAUGGAGAUGCACAAGAGUGGUGAGCUGAAGAAGGUUCUGUCUGAGAAAGGGGUUAUUCCAAAGGAAAGCCUGGAGGACAGAUUGAAGUCCCUGGUUUCCUCUGCACCGGUGAUGCUUUUCAUGAAGGGCACUCCAGAUGCUCCUCGUUGCGGCUUCAGUUCGAAGGUUGUGAACGCCUUGAAGAAGGAAGGGGUCAGCUUUGGGUCCUUCGACAUCUUAUCUGACGAGGAAGUUAGGCAAGGUUUGAAGACGUACUCCAACUGGCCUACCUUCCCCCAGCUCUACUACAAAUCGGAGCUGAUUGGGGGAUGUGAUAUCGUUCUUGAGAUGGAGAAGAGCGGAGAGCUGAAGUCGACCCUGUCAGAGUAGACACCUAGCUAGCAUUCUUGCUUCGCUGGCGUUUUUACCAUAUUGCCUGCAUUGGAUCACUCUACUCUGGUAUUCAUGUCAUUGUAUUCAUAGAUCCACGUUGGUACUUGUCUGCAGUACCACAUUGCUAGAAUUGUGACACAUCUGCAGAAGGAAUAACUCACGCUUGUUCGGUACUGAUUGCAUUGUUCUUAUAUCACCAGUUCUAUUGAACGGAUGGAAGCUUUUUUGUUUAGGUAUUGUCACGAUCUAUAGACGGAUGAAGUAAAAUAUUUCUAGAGUAUGUGUGUUCGUGUAAUUGUGUAUUUAAGUCAUGCCAUUGUUCU
This is a messenger RNA of Zea mays, 1172 nucleotides long. RefSeq names its product monothiol glutaredoxin-S11. The record is from RefSeq and is a predicted model, not a curated record. Gene Ontology annotation, cellular component: cytosol; nucleus. Gene Ontology annotation, biological process: intracellular iron ion homeostasis. NCBI's taxonomy places the organism in Eukaryota, Viridiplantae, Streptophyta, Magnoliopsida, Poales, Poaceae. Bases 1 to 846 code for a protein of 281 amino acids. The transcript is spliced from 2 exons.